Molecule: messenger RNA, 779 nt
Organism: Neolamprologus brichardi
Lineage: Eukaryota; Metazoa; Chordata; Actinopteri; Cichliformes; Cichlidae
Product: GTPase IMAP family member 9-like
Molecular function (GO): GTP binding
Source: RefSeq, a predicted model, not a curated record
GUCGCGAACAGACAGGAGAUGGGCAACAGUGGGUCGAUACCAGAAGGUGACCCACUGAGGAUUGUGAUGAUUGGUAAAACUGGUGUUGGGAAGAGUGCUGUUGGGAACACCAUUAUUGGAAAAGAGUUGUUUAAAUCUGAAGUGAGUUCAGAGUCAGUGACAGAGACCUGUGCAAGAGAGCGAGUUAAAUACUGCAAAAGAGAUAUCCAUGUGGUCGAUACCCCCGGCAUUCUGGAUACAUUUAAAAAGGCAGAUGACAUAAAGAAGGAGAUUGCGAAAUGCAUCCACAUGGCCAGUCCUGGACCUCACGUCUUUCUGCUGGUCCUUCAGAUUGGCAGGUUUACCCCAGAAGAAGAAAACUGUGUGGAAGCUCUGGAGAAACUCUUUGGACCUGAGGCAUCGAACUACAUGAUUGUAGUCUUCACUCAUGGUGACAAGCUGGCUGAGCAGAAGUCCAUACAAGAGUAUUUGACAGAAGGCCACCCUAAACUCAAAGAGGUAGUGAGCAGGUGUGGUAACAGGUAUUAUGUCUUCAACAACAAAGAUAAGAACAGAAUUCAAGUGGUUCAGCUGAUCAAGAAGAUCGAUGAGAUGGUAGCAGCAAAUGAAGGAUCACACUACACCGAUGAAAUGUUUGAGAAGGCACGGGAGAUUCUGCAACACGAGUGUCAAAAGACACCAGAAAAGCUAUUCAGCCACCGUGAGUUCAUGGAAGAGCUGCGGCAAAAAACUCUCCAGUUUCAGCAAAAGUUGGCUUUUUUAGAGGACUAGCUCGGUGA